This is a messenger RNA of Caenorhabditis briggsae, 690 nucleotides long. NCBI's taxonomy places the organism in Eukaryota, Metazoa, Nematoda, Chromadorea, Rhabditida, Rhabditidae. The transcript has 5 exons. The coding region runs from base 1 to 690 and encodes 229 amino acids. The record is from RefSeq and is a predicted model, not a curated record.
AUGUGCGGCAUAAACGUUUGGAGCAGAAGCUGGAACUGGUUCAGGCGAAAGUAUCCUAGUCUCAGAUCGAUCCGUGUCAACGCUAUCUCUGCAUUGGAAAAGCCGCAAAAAAUCAUCCCGUGCUCCCCGAAUUGCGUUUAUGUGCUAGAAUUAUUCAGACAAAAGGAUAAAAUGGAAUCAGAGCUGCAUCCGGGUCCGAUCGCUCCACACCGUGGAUUCAAUGAGAAAAGCCGUAAAGUACUCAUCGGUUCGACCUACAAUGGAGGCAUGCCAAAAUCGGCAAGUGAGUUCGAUCUCCGCAAGAAAUUCAAUGGCUUAGUCAGCAAAAAGAAGGGUAGCAAUGGUUCUAGUCCACAAAGUCAAUCAUCGGUCUCAUCAAUCCCUGAAAAUGCAAUGUUCGAUACCAUUGGUGAGCGUCCAACUGUAAAGAAGCAUAUGAAACUCGGAGAUGUCGGAAAAACUCGCUCUUGCGUUGAAUUCAAAACCAACGAUAAACGGCUUCUCCGCACUUUCCAAGAAGACAACAUCAUCAAAAUGCCAAGCAUGGACUCAGACAUGGGAAACGAUCAAGACACCGGGGUAGCAGAUCUUUGUCUCAGUUUUGAGGGGCUCGGAAAGUCUCUCAUAUACUCCCAGUCUGACGACAACGCCACCGAUGACGUCAAGGAUAAGAAGAAGAACAAGAAGUGA